Molecule: messenger RNA, 1222 nt
Organism: Amyelois transitella
Lineage: Eukaryota; Metazoa; Arthropoda; Insecta; Lepidoptera; Pyralidae
Product: chitin deacetylase 8-like
Exons: 6
Coding region: 32-1162 (376 amino acids)
Biological process (GO): carbohydrate metabolic process
Molecular function (GO): hydrolase activity, acting on carbon-nitrogen (but not peptide) bonds
Source: RefSeq, a predicted model, not a curated record
AUGACAAUUGAAAUUAUUAUGCAUCGGAAAAAUGAGGAGUGCAAUUGUGUUGGUAUCGCUAUUUGUUUUAACGGUUGCGCAGGAGUUGGCGGAACCAUGUGAUGAAGAAGCAUGCAAACUCCCAGAUUGCAGAUGUUCUUCGACUAGUAUACCAGGUGGUUUGGCAGCCAGGGAUACUCCACAGUUCGUCCUCCUCACCUUCGAUGAUGCCGUCAACAUCAUCAACAUCGAGACCUACAGGGAUGUCAUUUACAACCGUCGGAACUCCAACAGCUGCCCCGCCGGCGUCACCUUCUACGUGAACCAUGAGUACACUGACUACCAGCUAGUCAACGAGCUUUAUAACCACGGGUUCGAGAUUGCUCUGCACUCAGUCUCCCACAUGACGAACCAAACCUACUGGCAAGAGGCGUCAUAUGACGAUAUGGUCCAGGAACUUGGGGAGCAGGUCGUGCAAAUGUCUCAUUUUGCUAAUAUCCCUACGGACAGUAUAAAAGGUGUUCGUUUGCCAUUCCUGCAAAUGACUGGCAAUGCCAGUUUCCAAGUGAUGGCUGACUACAACCUCGAAUACGACUGCUCCUGGCCGACCGUCUCCCAAAUCAACCCUGGCCUCUGGCCUUACACCCUGGACUACGCGUCUACCCAGGACUGCAUCAUCCCCCCAUGCCCUACCGCUUCCGUGCCAGGAGUGUGGGUUCUGCCUAUGGUCACUUGGCGUGACUUGAACAAUAACCCUUGUUCUAUGGUGGACAGUUGCUUGGCAGUGCCCAGCACUGAAGAAGAAUGGUUCCAAUUGAUUCUAAGUAAUUUCGAGAGACAUUAUUUCGGUAACCGGGCUCCAUUCGGGUUCUACAUCCACGAGUGGUACAUCCGUGAAAACGUGAACCCUCAUGUGGGAAGGGCUUUGAAGAGGUUCUUGGAUCUGAUUAAUAAUCUUUACGAUGUCUUUAUGGUAAAUUCCCAAGAAGUCAUCGACUGGGUGAAAAACCCCGUGCCUGUUAACGAGUAUGCGCAGCAGCCUUGCAGGACCUACGUUCCUACAAUGUGCGCUCCGGCCACCUGCCCAGUGGCGGCCGAACAUAACUUGAAUGUUUACUGGAUGUCAAUUUGCAACGUCUGCCCAAGAGUUUACCCGUGGUUGGGCAACCCUCUCGGACAAUAACUGUUAUUUUACUCCACCUGUUUAGUUUAUAAAUAUUGAAAUAAAUUAUUUAUAACAUAA